AUGGAAGCACGCGACCAAAUCGGCCAAGGAAUACCGAUCGUCUGUCCCCGUCAUCCGGAUCAGGUUCAAGUCAUCACGAAAGCAGGAGAACUCGGUCGACUAGCCCCCGGCGGUGGGUGCCUCAUCCCAUGCGGAUUCCGACUGACGUGUGGCCAUCUUUGUCCGUCUGCAUGUCAUGUUGCAGUCGACAAUCAUUCGAAAACAGGUGUAUGGAGCGCUGCACACGCACACCUUGCCCUCGCCGUCACCCAUGCACGAAACGCUGUUCGGACGAUUGCGGCAACUGCCAGUUCCCCAUAUAUGGCGUCAAGCUACCUUGUGGUCACAUCAAAGACCGUGUCCCAUGCUACAUGAUGGAGACACUCGCCUCGGUAAAGUGCGAGGAACCUGUGCGGAAACAACUGUUGCGAUGUGAACAUUCGGCCACCAUCCAGUGCUUCAAGGAUCCCGGAACCGUAUCGUGUUCCAAACCAUGCGGCGGGGCGCUCUCUUGCUGUUCGAAAACUUGCAAGUCUGCGUGCUCUGAUUGCCAAAAACUUGCUCUCGGAGCCUCGGCUGUCAACCCCGCUGCCAAGAUAGUACGAACUCAGCAUAAGCCCCACCCAUGCGAUCGUCCGCUCUACUGUCAGCAUCCUUGUGGACUGGACUGCUCGCAAGAUCAUCACUGCAAUUCGAAGUGUAAGCAGGCAUGUCGACAAGAAUGCAUUCAUCAUAAGUGUCCGAAAUCGUGCUCCGAGCCUUGCGCACCCUGCAUGGAGCCAUGUCCAUGGUCUUGUGCACAUCAGUCCUGCCCAGUUGCGUGCGGAUCGAUUUGCUCCCGUCUCCCAUGCGACGAACCUUGUAGGAACCAGCUGUCGUGCGGACAUCCGUGCCCUUCAGUCUGCGGGGAGCCAUGUGCCAAGCAAACAUGCAUAAGGCGACUAGAUCAGGUCGACCUGUCUUCGAGCGAUACGAGCGAGCGCUUGAUCACCCUGGCUUGUGGCCAUAUCUUCACUGUGGAGACUCUGGACGGACACUGCGACAUGCAUUCGUACUACGAAAUUGACCCCAUGGGCCGGUUCAUCUCGACGAAAGCACCACCCGUCAACUAUCAAUCGCCUCCUACGUGUCCCACUUGCCGUGGAUCGAUCACCGCGCUGCGCUACGGCAGAGUUUCGAAACGUGCCACUCUCGACAUCCUCGAGCAGAACGUCGCAAGCAAGAUGUCCAUUCACUCGACAAUCUCUCGCCUGUGAUGGAGCGCAUCGCCUCUGACUUGGAUCUAUGCAAGAGUCGGCGAAGGCCCUCCGGAAAGCAGACGAGAUGCCAGAUCCGGAGGUAUUGCAUGCAAGAGAUGCUCAAGGCAAAUCGACCGAGCCGCUCGAUCCUGGGCUACUCAACAAAGCUCUAUGCAGUCAAUUCACGGAUUCGACGAAGAGGAGGCCAAGGCAUGGUAUGAGACCAUCAAGGAUAUCGUGGUCUUGUAUCGGCGCACCGUCAAUGUG
Fomitopsis serialis is the source of this 1484-nucleotide messenger RNA. RefSeq lists its product as uncharacterized. The record is from RefSeq and is a predicted model, not a curated record. The transcript is spliced from 6 exons. Lineage: Eukaryota; Fungi; Basidiomycota; Agaricomycetes; Polyporales; Fomitopsidaceae. The coding region runs from base 129 to 1235 and encodes 368 amino acids.